Molecule: messenger RNA, 733 nt
Organism: Mercenaria mercenaria
Lineage: Eukaryota; Metazoa; Mollusca; Bivalvia; Venerida; Veneridae
Exons: 6
Coding region: 245-733 (162 amino acids)
Source: RefSeq, a predicted model, not a curated record
GUUUUUCUCUGUAAUUGGAUACCUUUUAAAUUGUUAAAAUUAUAAAGACGUGUUCUCCAGUCAAGUUUUACAUUAAAAAAUAUUUCAUUGUAUGAUUGAAAAUGUACUAUUACAAAACGAUAAAAAAAAUAAAUUAACAAUUUCAUUUUACAUCAAGGAAUAUAUCAUUGUAUGACUGGAAUCUAUUGGAAACGUACUAUUACAAAAUAAAGAUCUCCUUCUUUGGUCUUACCUUUCUCAAAAUAUGGAACACAAUAUAAUUGUACAAAAGAAUAAGAAGAAUCUGAAGGAAAUAAAAGAGCUCAAGACAGCACAGUCUUUUCAACGUGAUCAGUAUGGUUACAUCAUGUCCAAAUUAGAAGAGACGCCUGGCAGAGGAAAAAGAGCAAGGAAGAGGCACAUUGCUAUAUGUGAGGAUCAAGAACGGGAUGUAAAGAGGCCGCGUUUAACAGGGAAUGAUCAGGGAAAGUCACAACCGGACAUUAGCCACGAGACACUAGACGAGCAAGGAACAGAAAGGUUGCAAUUGUUAGACGAGAGACCGUCAACUAGUGGAACACCAUUGAAUGAAAACCAGCAAAUACAGACAGAAAUCAAAUCGUCGCCAAACUACAGAGCAGUUGGAGAUGACGAUGAAGAGUUCGCAUGUCAAGGUAGUAAAGGAAAAGCAAACUAUUUCGAUUUAAUGGGUGUGAAUAUUCUUCACGAUAAUAUCCAGUAUAAGUAUGCAUAA